AUGAAAGUCAGCCAGCUCUAUGUCUACCCGAUUAAAUCCCUCCGACCAACAACAAUUACGGAGGGAAUCCUAACCACACGGGGCUUUCAAUAUGACCGCCACUUCAUGCUCCUCAAAGUCAUCGGAGCUGAGGAUGGCUCCGGCACCACAACCCUGAAGAACAUGCAUGUCCCGCACUUCCCAGAGAUGGCCCUCUUCCACACCGACAUUGAAUAUCCACAGACAGACAAGGACAGCGGGAAAUUAGUUAUCACAUACAACCCUCCUCUAUCAGAGCCAGCUUCCAAAGCCCUUAAAACCAACCGACUGCAAAUCCCACUCCAGCCCAACCCCAAAAGCCUCAAACCCCUCAAGGUGGUAAUGCACCAGAGCCCAACGACAGGAUACAACAUGGGCGCAGAGUACAACGACUGGUUCAGCGCCUGCUUCGGGUACCCGGUUGUCCUAGCCUACCUUGGACCAAAUUCAAGAGAGGUACUGGGCACACUCGCGCCAGCAAAGCAAGACAAAAAGUCUGCGCUGCGCACAAUACGCGAAAGUCUAACAAGACCCGACAGGAAAUGGGAGCGGGCCCUUCUGAUUCUCAUUGUAGCUUCUGGGAUUAAUAUAUUCCUUCAGGGUAGUACCCUCUUCCGCGACGGGAUAAUCCCCCAAACAGCUCGCAAUCUCACGCCCACGCUCCUUUUCACUGCUAGUGCAGCGGUGCUAGCGUUGGUGCUAUUUCACUUCUACACUCAGCACGCAAAGAACAAGGAUCGCAUUACCUUUGCGGACUGCGCGCCUUAUCUCGUUAUCUCCGAGACAUCCGUUGAUAAUGUCUCAGCGCGGCUGCCGGAGGGGGAAGAGAUGGACCGCACAAAAUUCCGGCCUAAUAUUGUUAUUUCAGGGGCUGGGGAGGCCUUCGAGGAGGACUUUUGGGGUGCGCUGACUGUGAGCGCAGGAUCAGGGCGCGGGUCACCUAAGCUGUUGCUGACGGGGAAUUGUGUACGCUGCCAGAGCCUUAAUGUUGAUUACGAGACUGGGAAGAUGGGGACUGGUGAGUCCGGUGCUGUGCUUAAGAAGUUGAUGAAGGAUCGCAGGGUGGACUCUGGGGCGAAAUACAGUCCUGUUUUUGGUAGAUAUGCUUUCUUGGAACCGAAGGGCGAGGGGGUUAGUCUGAGGGUUGGGGAUGAGGUUAUAGUUGCCGAGAAAGGAACUAGAAGAUCUGUUUUUGAUUGGCCUGGCCUGACGAAUUGA
Molecule: messenger RNA, 1236 nt
Organism: Penicillium robsamsonii
Lineage: Eukaryota; Fungi; Ascomycota; Eurotiomycetes; Eurotiales; Aspergillaceae
Product: MOSC domain protein
Exons: 3
Coding region: 1-1236 (411 amino acids)
Molecular function (GO): catalytic activity; molybdenum ion binding; pyridoxal phosphate binding
Source: RefSeq, a predicted model, not a curated record